Molecule: messenger RNA, 1363 nt
Organism: Anarrhichthys ocellatus (wolf-eel)
Lineage: Eukaryota; Metazoa; Chordata; Actinopteri; Perciformes; Anarhichadidae
Product: regulator of G-protein signaling 13-like
Exons: 5
Coding region: 127-672 (181 amino acids)
Source: RefSeq, a predicted model, not a curated record
ACCUCAUUUCAGACUUCUGCUGUAUAUAUAUAAGUUGACACCAGUGGAUUCAUCUAACAGACACAGUCACACAUCUCUCGAAGAGCAGCUCAACACACAGUCACACACGUACAACGCAUUGUUGCCAUGCCGAGUCUAGAUACAUCAGCACCACGGGAGCUGCAGCACCUCAACAUGGACACUGAUAACAAGAAGAGGGCAGGAAACCUGAAGUCUCGGCUGCAGCGUAGAUCGUCUCAAGCCGCUAACACUGAGGGGCUUUGUUAUGAGGAGAUGUCCCAGUGGUCACACUCACUGGAGAGCCUUCUAUCAUCCAAAUACGGCAUGAAGAUAUUCCAGGCUUUCUUGAAGUCAGAGUUCAGUGAUGAAAACAUUGAGUUUUGGCUGGUGUGUGAGGACUAUAAGAAGAUCAAGUCUUCCUUCAGGAUGUCCUCCAGGGCCAAAAAGAUCUUCAAGCGCUAUAUUCAAGCUGAGGCUCCCAGAGAAAUCAACAUUGACCACAAGACCAGAGAGCUGAUCAGGCGGAACAUGAAGACGUCCACCGCCGUGUGCUUCGACGAUGCCCGGAGGAUUGUCUACGGGCUGAUGGAGAGGGACUCCUACCCACGUUUCCUCAGGUCUGACAUCUAUCAGGCUCUACUGGACUCCACAUCAGAAUCAGUUAAGAUGUGAAGAAAGCAGAUACCACAGACAUGUUUGUAGAAGCUGUACUGUGAAGCUGAGCCUAAUGCGAGAGAAGCUGUGUGUUUGCUUGUCUUGGCUAUCAUGCCUUCCUUCUGAGGCGGAGAUGACAUGCGUCGGGGUUGGCCACGGCCUCAUAUGACUGUGUUAGAAAGGAGAAGUCCACUUUGUUGUAAAAAAACUGAAGACGGUUUGUUCACAACCAGCUGGUAUAUUGAGAAGGGACGGAUAGAGGCCAAAAAUGGUUACUGCCGUACAUUUUCAGAAGUGAUAACUGCUGUAAAGCACAGGACUUCCCAGAGAUGCCACAAUUAUGUAGUGGAAAUAGAAGGGGCUUUCUGUACGAAAUGCCAGGAAGUGUAUGUGGUGCAACCAACACCCUCCACCCAAGAUACUAGUGCUCAGCUAAAGAUUGCACACCAUCUUAUGUUUAUUGUUGUCUCACUAAAGGAAUAGAAAAGUACGCUAUCAAGAUGUGUAUUUUUAUGCACAGUGUUAUGAAUUAAAACAUUUUUACAUUCUGACAACAGUACUGUCACACACUGAAAUGACUGAUAUGUUACAUUUAUAAUGAUUUGUGUUAAGCUAUAUGUAUUCCACAGUUUGUGAGAAUGUUAUGUGAAUGGGAAUAUUGAGGUGAAUUUGUACAUAUUUGAUAAUAAACUAUAUAUUUGCUUUUAAA